AUGCUACAAUGGCUAAACUUGAGUGCAACAAACAAAUUUCCAUCAUUUAUGGGAAUGAUUACAGCUGUUUUAGCACAAAGUGGAAGUUUCGUGGUAAUUAAAUUUGCAACAAAAGAUGGAAUUAACAAAUAUGUAAUGGUUGUUUAUUCCAUGGCACUUUCGACCAUCUUGCUUCUUCCCUUGGCUUUCUUUAACAACAGGUCACAGUGUCCUCCUCUCACCUUCUCUUUACUUUGCAGCUUCUUUUUUCUUGCUCUCCUAGGAACUUCAGCACAAAUAAUGACUUAUAGAGGCAUAGAACUUAGUUCACCAACUCUUGCAUCAGCAAUGCUUAACCUCAUUCCAGCUUUCACCUUCCUACUUGCUCUCAUUUUCAGGAUGGAAAAAAUAAAUUGGAGACAUUAUAGCAGCCAAGCUAAAGUGAUAGGAACUAUAGUAUCAAUGACCGGAGCAUUUGUUGUGAUAUGGUACAAGGGUCCACCAAUCUUCAAGAUACAUUCAUCAAGUUCUUACAACACACUUCGCUUUUCACCAAAUUUGAACUGGAUUUUGGGAGGGUUGUUAAGUGCUGGAGAUUCUUUAGCUUCAUCCAUAUGGUACAUAUAUCAGGUUUCAUUAACAAAGAAAUACCCUGCUCUAAUAGUGAUAGUCUUCUUUCAAGUACUUUUCAUAACAAUUCAAUCUGGAGUAUAUGCUUUAAUUGUGGUUAGAGAUCCUAGUGCAUGGGAACUAAAUCUUGAUAUGGGGUUGAUUGUCAUUUUUUACCAGGCAAUAUGUGCAAUAGGAAUUCGGUACUGCCUACAAAUAUGGUGUGUACAAAGAGCUGGUCCUCUCUUUUGUGCUAUGUUCAAACCAAUAGGAAUCAUCUUCACCGUUUUAUUGGGUUUUAUUUUUCUUGGAGAUGACUUUUACCUUGGAAGUUUGAUUGGUGCGAUUAUAAUAGUGAUGGGAUUUUAUGUUGUGCAAUGGGGGAAAGCUUCGGAAGAGAAAGUUGAGAGAGGGAUGGAAAACAUGGAGAGCCUGUGCAAUGAUGUUCCAUUGUUACAAAACAAAACAUAA
Messenger RNA from Vicia faba (fava bean), 1059 nucleotides. The record is from the annotation of a GenBank genome assembly. NCBI's taxonomy places the organism in Eukaryota, Viridiplantae, Streptophyta, Magnoliopsida, Fabales, Fabaceae.